GGCCUUGGCGGGACUUGCCCGGGCAUGUGCGCGCGGCGGCUUCCGGGCCGGACACGUGUGAGCGGCGGGAGCGGAAUGCCACCCGGCAAAGGGCAGAUGACACCGCUGCUGCCCGCCCCGAAGGUGUUUGUGCCCACCCUAUACGGCACCCAUGACCCCAGUGCGGGGGGCCACGCUCAGGCCCCGAAGGGUCCCAGCUCUCCUCAAGGUCGCAGCAAGAAGAAGAGCCGUAAACACCAGCGGUUCAUGGAGCGCCGGGCGCUGCUGGAGCAGAAGGGGCUGCUGAGCCCCCGUGGGUGCCCRGGCGGUCAGAGCCCCGAGGCACACACCACACUCGCCAAGGCCAGUGGCACCACUGGCCACAAGGUCCCCGUGCCCAAACGGACCGUCUCCACAUCCCUGUCUCCAAAUGCCUCUCCGGACAGCAUAGCCAGGCACCACUCCGUGCUGCUGUCCCAGGGCAGUGCCAGCUCCAAGAAGGUGCGGACGUCCUCUCUGGUGCUGCGCCCGGGCAAGUACGUGGCCAUCGACUGUGAGAUGGUGGGCACGGGUCCUCAGGGCAGGCUGAGCGAGCUGGCACGGUGCUCCGUGGUGAACUACGAGGGGGAUGUCAUCUAUGACAAGUAUGUCCAGCCCGAGCUCCCCGUCGUGGACUACCGGACGCGCUGGAGCGGCAUCACCAAGCAGCACAUGAAGAAUGCAAUUCCCUUCAAGGCUGCCCAGGCAGAGAUCCUGAAGAUCUUGAAAGACAAGAUUGUGGUAGGACACGCCAUCCACAACGACUUCCAGGCCCUGAAGUACUUCCACCCCAAAGACAGGACUCGAGACACCAGCCAGAUCCCUGCGCUGAAGAAGAGAGCAGGGCUGCCCAUCAGGGCCAAUGUCUCCCUCAAGAACUUGGCCAGGCACCUGCUCCAUAAAAAGAUCCAGGUUGGCUGCAAAGGACACUCAUCAGUGGAGGACGCUCAGACAGCCAUGGAGCUGUACAGGCUGGUGGAGGUGCAGUGGGAGAAGAAGCUGGCCCACAGCCUGCCCCCCCGGCCCCCCAGCCCCGUCACAGACCCCUCUGCAGACAGCAGCCACUACCUGGAUGACCAGUACUGGCCCACAGACCUGAUGGCRAGUGGCCUGUGAUGGGGACAGCGUCUCCUCUACGUGUGUCAGGCCAUCCUGGUGCCUUCAGCUGUUAAAGGUGGAGGUGAUUGCUGACCUCCUUCCCUGGGGCUUGUGCCCGGUACCCAGCCCUACUCAGGGAUGGAGAUAUGGUGACACCUGGACACCAGCAAUCUCCCARAAACGCUGUCUGCAGCCUCGAGCUGUGGCACAGAGAAAAGGGCUGUGACUGCUGUGUUCAUCUGUCACUUGGGGAUGAGCAGGGUCCCGUGUCAGCCUGGAGGAGCCCCUGUGGGCAUGCAGUGGGGCUGCCACAACACCCUCCAUGCCUUCCAUGGGGCUGUCCUUCUCCCAGACAGCAAGGGGCACGUUUUCCUGUGGAGGGACUGAGGUGUUUUGCUGAUUCCCAAAGGCUGCAAACCUUCUGGGGCCAGUAAACAACCAGUUUGCUCYUCACUGAUAGAAUCACAGAAUGUGCUGAGUUGGAAGGGAUCCAUCAGGAUCAUUGAGUCCAACUCCUGGCCYUGCACAGGACACCCYRAGAACCCCACCAUGUGCCUGAGAGCUUUGUCCAAAYGCACCUUGAACUCAGUCUUGGUGCUGUCAUCUCCUCCUGGAGAGCCUGUUCGAGUGCUCAGCUCCAGCUGUGCACUGAACAUUUUAUCCAGAAGGAAUCUGAGGGAUGGUACCAAAAGCUUUGCUCAAGUCCAAAAGGAUUGCAUCACCUGGAGUCCCUUGAUCAGCCAGGUGGRUGCCCUGCUGUAGAAGGAAAUCAGRUUCAACAGGGAGGACUUUGCCCUCACAAAGCCAUGACUGCAUUGUUCCCCAGGUGUUUUUCAAUACCUCUCAGAAUUUUUUUUUUUUCCAUGAUUUUACCUGUCAGUGAAGUGAGACUGGCAGGCUGUCGUUUCCAGGAUCCUCCUUGCCCUUCUUGAAAAUUGGGGCAAUAUUUGCCAGCUUCCACUCAGCUGGGAUCUCUGGAUUCYCAAGACUGCUUAAAAAYUGUUGAGCAUGUGACAUCAGCAGCUUUUUGAGGGUUCUUGGGUGAAUCCCAUCAGACCCCAUASAUUUAUAGGGAUACAACUGCACAMUGAAGUCCAAGAAGAARGUCUGGGUCUAAUCAAUGUCCAGCCUGGACAAGAGCGUAGAAUGCACUUCGUUUCAAAUAAAUUAUUCACAUAAUUGUCCAGUWCUGAAUUAAAAACUGUU
Malurus melanocephalus (red-backed fairy wren) is the source of this 2322-nucleotide messenger RNA. RefSeq names its product apoptosis enhancing nuclease (gene AEN). The record is from RefSeq and is a predicted model, not a curated record. Gene Ontology annotation, cellular component: nucleus. Lineage: Eukaryota; Metazoa; Chordata; Aves; Passeriformes; Maluridae. Gene Ontology annotation, molecular function: nucleic acid binding; exonuclease activity. The transcript is spliced from 4 exons. Bases 25 to 1134 code for a protein of 369 amino acids.